Molecule: messenger RNA, 10184 nt
Organism: Melanotaenia boesemani (Boeseman's rainbowfish)
Lineage: Eukaryota; Metazoa; Chordata; Actinopteri; Atheriniformes; Melanotaeniidae
Gene: ep400
Product: E1A binding protein p400
Exons: 53
Coding region: 203-9460 (3085 amino acids)
Molecular function (GO): ATP-dependent chromatin remodeler activity; ATP binding
Source: RefSeq, a predicted model, not a curated record
GUUGCCGUGGUCGCCAUGUUGCUGAAUGAAAUUAUCCUAGCUCCAAAACAUUGAAAAGCGGCUAGCAAUAUCAGUAUUUUAUAUUUCAAGGAAUAGCACUCAUUACAGUAUGUGACCAUUUGUAAACAUGACUUAGAAUUUAUUUAACUACAACAGAAGCCCUACUUCCUAAUAUUGUGUGUAGACAUAACGGUGUCACGCAAUGCACCAUGGAAGUGGAUCACAGAAUAUGCAACGACAGCUUCAAAAAUCAAAGUCUGUCAGUGGGUCUGAAGCAGAGGAGCAGCAACAACAGCAGUCAUCCAUGGCAGUUACACAGCAGCAGGCUACAGUUUGCCAUCCUCAAUCUCCUGUGACUACUUUCUCCACCGCUGCCAGCCCUUCAGCCCCCCAGUCACCCAAUUAUCAAAUAAUCAUGAGUCGAAGCCCAGUCACAGGCCAGAACGUAAACAUCACAUUACAAAAUGUGGGACAGAUGGUGGCUACUAACCAGCAUAUCACUCUAACCCCACUUCCCAUCCAGAACCCUGCAUCCCCUGGUUUCCAGCAUACUACAUCUCAGUGGAGGUUUGAACAUGCACCAUCCUCCUACAUGCAGGUCACCUCCCCUGUACCUCAGCCCAUUCAACCCCAAAGCCCCACUCAGCAUAGCCCAGUCCCUCUGCAAGGUGUCACAAGGCCAGGAGCCCCCCCAACAGCAUUGGGAGUGUGUGGACAGAGCCCAACACGAUUUGUUGAAGCUGGCAUGUUAGUGCGGCAAAUCAGCAGCCCUUCUGGGGGAGGCCACUUUGUUUAUCAGGAGGGAACGGGACUAGCCCAGAUUGCACCAGCUACGACUGUCCAGGUACAACUAUCCUCUCCAGGAGCACCAGGCUCUGUGAGGGAGCGUCGACUCUCUCAGCCUCACUCUCAGACUGGAGGCACCAUCCACCACCUUGGACCUCAAAGUCCUGUUGCCACUGGUAAUACUCUCUCCACUCUAAACAGCCCUGGUCACAUCACCACUUCCAGCCUACCUCCACAAAUCAGCAGUAUAAUUCAAGGACACUUGGCUUGCCCUAUGAUAUUUGAGAAGCCGACACAAGGUGUGGUUGCAGGUGUAGGAACCACUGCUACAGCGUCAUUCAGCUUACCUUCCUCCAUUCCACCCUCUAGCCCAUCCCUCACUAGUCCCCCCCAAGGAAUCCCCAAUAAUGCUCUAGCAUCCUCUAUCAUGACUGCAGGCACUGUGAAGAAGCAGGUUCCCAAGAAAUUAGAGGAAAUUGCUGCUUCUACUCCAGAGAUUGCCCAAUUGAGAACACAGUGCUUGGAGAAUCACACCAAGAAGAUGGAGAACCUGAAAGAAGUGUUCAAAGAAUAUCUGAUUGAACUUUUCUUCCUACAACACCUCCAAGGGAACAUGAUGGACUAUCUAGCUUUCAAAAAGAAGCCAUGUUCUCCCUUGUAUACUUAUUUGAGACAGAAUGACUUGGACCUUGAGGAUGAUGAAGAAGAGGAGGAGCAGUCGGAGGUUAUUAAUGAUGAGGUAAAGGUUGUUACUGGAAAGGAUGGUCAAGCAGUGACACCAGUUGCCAUAGCAACACAACUCCCUCCCAAUGUUUCUGCUGCUUUCUCUACCCAGCAGCAGUUUCAGGGACACCAGGGGUCUGCUUCUGGCACCAUUACUAACGCCGGAGACAUGGAUGCCUUUAAGAGGCAACAGGCUUUGGUGCAAGGAGGCGGGAUGCCGCCCACUCCUCAAGCAGUCCAGAUUGCUGGGCAGAAGCAGAACCAGCAGCAGUAUGAUCCAUCCAAAGGACCCCCAGUACAGAAUGCUGCUAGCUUGCACACCCCUCCUCCCCAGCUACCUGGCAGAUUGCCUCAAGGUGUCCUCCCUAUGGCAGGCCUGCCCAUGGCAAUCCCUCAGCAGGCUCAGUUAGUAGAAAAUUCAGCUCAGCCUGGUGGUCAGCUCCAGGCACAGGUGAAAGUGCAGGCAAGUGGACCUGUUCUGGCUACAGUUAAUCCCCACACACAGCUCCAGGCCCAGCUGCAACAGCAGAUGCAACCAGGAAUUCAUCUCCAGAUUCAACCCCAGCAACAACAGUCCCAGGCUAUUCUUCAGUCAGGACAAGCGACGGUGGCACUUGCUCGCCCUGGAUUGGAGCCAAACCAGCCAGUUCAAAGAAUGAUGGCCAACUCUGUGUCAAUAACUUCUGUUUCUCCUGCUCCAAACUGUACUCCAGCUCCCCAUACGGCGAGUUCUCUUCGUCCUCUCGGUUCUAAUGUCAACCCAAGCACCCAGUCCAAACUAACUGGAACCAACGGCAUAUCUGCAGUUAAAAUAAGUGGCUUUGGUCAAAAUACAACUAUGCAGUCCUCUCAGGAAGCUUCUCAAGAUAAGCAAGUUGAGCAGGCCAAACUGGAGAGUCAAGUACAUCAACGCAUUUCUGAGCUAAGAAAGGAGGGUCAGUGGUCAGCCAGUAGACUCCCCAAACUUGUUGAGGCUUCACGUCCCAAGUCCCAUUGGGACUAUCUCCUGGAGGAGAUGCAGUGGAUGGCAGCUGACUUUGCCCAGGAGAGAAGAUGGAAGGAGGCUGCUGCUAAGAAGCUUGUUCGCACAUGUGCCCGUUACCAUCAAGAGCAGAAGAAAAGUGAAGAACAAUCACUGAAAGAAAGGGAAAUUAAUCUUCGUCACAUUGCCAGCACAAUUGCACGAGAGGUGGAAUUCUUCUGGUCAAACAUUGAGCAGGUUGUGGAAAUUAAACUUCAGUUUCAAUUUUAUGAGAAGAGGCUGAAAGCACUUAGCCUACAAAAAGCCACAGUGUCUGGUCAUUCAUCUGGAGAGAAUGCUGAUAAAGCGGAUGCGACCAUCUCUGCUAAAAAAAGAAAAUUGAGUUUGUCCUUAGUUGAUGAAGAUGUGACAGAUGAAGAGAGCACCAUAGAGGAACAGGAGAGCAUGGAAGGAGAAGCAGACCACCAAACAGAACUUGCUGACCUUGCCAAAGAUGCUGGGAUGCCUCUUGAUGCUCUGGUGAAACAGUAUGCUGGUGCCUAUGCUGAUGGCUUUGAUUGGCCUCAGCCCAGUCCUCGUGGUGAUGAGGAUGACAUGGCAGAGACUGAAGAAAUGGAGUCCCUGGCAAGCAGUCCACCUGAGGCAGUGCUGAUUGAGUCUCUGCUUAGUGUGGACCAGUAUCGUGGUCCUGACAAAGCCACAUCUUCUGACUCUGAUGGGAAGCCUGGAAGAGACAUAGCUGAAGUGGCUGCUGCAACAGAGCUCAUCCUGCCUAAAGGCAGCCUCAGAACCACUUCAUCAACUCGCAGCCCAGCACCUUUUCUGUUGCAUGGUUUGCUGCGAGAGUACCAGCAGAUUGGUGUGGACUGGCUGGUAAGCCUUCACAAGAAACACCUCAAUGGCAUUUUAGCUGAUGAGACAGGACUGGGCAAAACUGUACAGACAGUGGCUUACAUGGCCCACUUAGCUGGCCAGGAAGGCAUCUGGGGACCCCAUCUUAUUGUAGUAAGGACUUGCAAGUUGUUAAGUUGGGAGCUGGAGUUUAAGCGCUGGUGUCCCGGCCUUAAAAUUCUUUUGUACCUGGGCAAUAGAAAAGAGCGCAGAUCUAAAAGAAUGUGGUGGGACGAAUCCAACAGCUUUCAUGUGUGUGUGACAUCAUACAAGCUGCUGAUGAAAGACCAGAGUCAUUUUCUGAAAAGGAAAUGGAGCCAUCUGGUUCUAGAUGAAGUGCAACAUAUCAAAAACCUGACGGAGAAACACUGGGAGAUGAUCUUUGCUGUCAGAAGUGAACAGAGGAUUCUUCUCAUCAACACUCCUCUACAGAACACACUCAAAGAGUUGUGGACCAUGAUCCACUUCCUGUUGCCAGGAAUCACCAGGCCUUACUCUGACUUUCCUGUUAAGGCAGGCACAGAUCAGAACCAGGACUACUGCCACAAACUGGUCAUCCGCCUGCACAGGAUGAUUCAACCGUUUAUCUUGAGACGUUCCAAAAGGGAUGUGGAGAAACAGCUCCCCAAGAAAUAUGAGCACAUCCUAAAGUGCCGUCUCUCUAGCAGACAGAAGAGCCUUUACGAGGAUAUUCUCACUCAGCCAGGGGCUCAAGAAGCACUGAAGACUGGCCAUUUUGUCAGUGUGCUUCAGGUUUUGAUGCAGUUACAGCGAGUGUGUAAUCAUCCUGAACUGGUGGCACCCAGAGAAACCAGCAACUCCUACUCCUGUUCCUCUCUUCAGUACAGUGUUCCAUCACUGGUGCUGAAAGCUAUGGAGCGUGACUCAAGCAAGAUCGCAAACCUGUCCAUAUUUGAUCUGAUCAAUAAUGAGAACAGACUGACUCGUUAUCAGACUGAAGAGUCAUUACCCAAACUAAAGGUCACCCAGCAGCUGAUAGAGGAAAUCUACACUGGUCCAGAGCCACCAUCAAAACCCAAGCCAUGUCCAAUAAAACCUAUGAGAUUGUUCCAACCAGUUCAGUAUGGGACAAAGCCAGAGGGUCGUUUAGCUGCCUUUGCAAAUGCAACAGGCCAGCGUCCUCCAACAAGCUCUCCCCUUACUAGCACCUGUCCUUCUACCACCAGCCAGGCAGGCCAGACCAGGGGCAAGUCCCCUGUCACCACUGCAAUGACGACUCCCACUUCUCACGCCAUUGGAACAGCUACUCAGAGAGUCCAGGCUACUACUCCUGUCAGCAGCAGCAACAACACUGCAGCCUCUUCCGUAGCCUCCUCUGGGAACAGUGGCAUUGGGCAACAUGUGUUGGGGGCUACCCCUGUGGCCUUGGCCCAGACCUUAACUGGUGCAGUUGUGGGCUCUGUGGCUCCCAUCAGUCAGCCUGGAUUAACACCCCAGGUCCCCAGGCCAGCUUUAGUCCCCAGCCAUGCCAGUCAGCCCAGUUUAUUGUCCCAGAGGUUGGUUCUUACAUCUCAGGCCCAGGCACGAUUGCCUAGUGGAGAUGUAGUGAAGAUUGCCCAGCUGGCCAACAUAGCAGGCAGUCAGAAUCGUAUCUCCCAGCCAGAGACUCCAGUCACUCUGCAGUUUCAGGGGAACAAGUUCACUUUGUCACCCAGUCAGCUCCGACAGCUCACCACUGGACAGCCCUUGCAGCUCCAAGGUACACUCGGGAACAUCCUGCAAAUUGUGUCAGCUCCAGGGCAGCAGAUCAUAAGGCCCCAGGGAUCCAUGGUAAUGCAAACAAUGCCUCAAGCUGUUCCUGCCUCCAGUGCCUCUGCUACACCUGGUACACCUCAUCCUGCUCUGUCAGCAGCUCAGCAAGCGUUGGGUGUGACUGCAAAUGCUACAUCUUCCCCCACUAAGCUUGCUCCUGCAGGUCAGGGUGGUACACAGGUUCAGGAACCUUCGGAAGAAAAGAUUCUACUGCUGAAACAGCGUUUGAGCCGUUUGUUUGAAGCAAACGAGCAGCGCUGUAGCCGCAGAGUGCUGUAUGGGUCCGACCUGCUGCAGGCGUGCACUUUGAGCCCAGAACCUGGUCAUUCUGCCCUGACAGCUGGAGGCUGGAGGUGGGUGGGUAGAGAGACCUGCCUGAGGGCUCAGAGAACCUGCGUGGGUACCACUUCUACGCUGAAGUCCUCUCUGCUUUCUGUGAACAACAACAUGGAGGCUUCCAGUGGCCUUAUCAAGAGGGUGAUGUGUGUGGUGCCUCCAGCUGUAGCUCCACCUCCUCGCUUGUUUGCAGCCAUUCCCACAGUUCCCUGCAGCCUGGAGCAGUCCUUUCACAAACAGCUACAGGGGGCUUCUGCCCCCUACAUGGAAGGCAUCCACCAUUUAGCAGCCAGGCAUCUCUUCAGUCAUCCUGACUUACAGUUGAUGCAGAUGGACUCAGGUAAGCUGGAAGCACUUGCCAUUCUGCUGCAGAAGCUCAGAUCAGAGAGUCGGCGUGUCCUCAUUUUUACUCAAAUGCUGAAGAUGCUCGACAUCCUGGAGGCCUUCCUGGACUACAGGCAGCUCACGUAUGUGCGCAUUGAUGAAAGCUUCACUUUUGACGAAAGACAGGAGAAUAUGAAGAAGUUUAACAGGAACAGACAGGUGUUCUGCAGCAUCCUGACCAACCGCUGCUGCUCAGCAGUUGGGACCAUGAUUGAUGCAGACACCAUCAUCUUCUACGACACAGACCUUAAUCCAAGCAUGGAUGCUCGCACCCAGGAGUGGUGUGACAAAAUAGGACGCUCAAAGGAUAUACAUAUAUACAGGUUGGAGAGUGGGAAUUCCAUUGAAGAGAAACUGCUGAAGAAUGGCACCAAGGACCUCAUAAGAGAGGUGGCUGCCCAGGGUACUGACUACACUUUGGCUUUCCUUACCCAACGGACAAUCCAUGAUCUCUUUGAAGUGGAGGCGGGCUCAGGGGUGAAGGUGGAGGAGUUUGUGGUUCUUCACCAAGAGCCAUCAGCAUCCGAAGCCAUUUCUCCCAAAGUGGCAAGACCCUACAUCCAGGCUCUCCACAGCAUAAACCUGGAUGUCCAGCCAGAGGGCAAACAGGCGGAGGAGAAAUCGGGAGGCCAAGAGUCAACAGAGGAGUCAGUGAGUCAAGUUAAAGAAGAACCUGUACAGAUAGAGGAGCUAAAUGCAGUUAUGGAACAGCUAACGCCUAUUGAAAGAUAUGCCCUGCACUAUCUGGAGUAUCUCCACGUCAGUGACGAUGAAGCUGCACUAAAAGAACAGCUGGAGUGCGCGAAGAGAGGCUGGGAGUUGCAGCAGCUGCAGAAGCUGAAGGAGGAGGAGGAGGAGCGCCAGAUGACAGAGGGAGAAGAAGAUCUGUUUACAUACACCAGAGAGGAUGCAUACAACAUGGAGUAUGUGUUUGAUGCAGAGGACGGUCAUACAGAAAUUAUGCCGCUUUGGACUCCACCUACACCACCGCAGGAUGACAAUGAUAUUUACAUUGAUUCGAUGAUGAUGCUAAUGUAUGACACCACACCUAUGCCAGAGUCCAAACUGCCUCCAGUCUACAUUCGCAAGGAGCAUAAGAGACUCAAGAUGGACCCCUCAGCAGCCAGAAAGAAGAAGAAGGGACACGGAGAGACGGUGAUACCCCCACGCUCGCUUUUCGAAAAGGCCAGCAUGCUCAAAGUCCGCCGUGAGGGAAAAGACCAGAAAAAGAACUUUUCCCUCAAGCAGCAGGCGCCCUUUGCCAAGCCCCUACCCUCGCUGGUUAAAACGUCCGUGGAGGCAGGUCAGGACAACCCAGAGUGGCUCAUCAGUGAGGACUGGGCUCUGCUUCAGGCUGUAAAGCAGCUCCUGGAGUUGCCUCUAAACUUGACAAUCGUGUCUCCUGCCCAUACACCUAACUGGGAUCUGGUGAGUGAUGUUGUGAACUCCUGUAGCCGCAUCUACCGCUCACCCAAACAGUGUCGCAACCGCUAUGAGAACGUCAUCAUUCCCAGAGAAGAGGGCAAGUUGGUGUAUGAGGCAAACCCUAAGAAGAAAACCAAGAGCAUUUACAAGUCCAAGAACAGCCGUCCUCUAAGGACCUGUCAGAUCUACACACAGGAUGACAAUGCCUCUCAAAUUCAACUGUACAACAGUCGCUUUGAACUCAUGAAAAUAAUUGCCAGCAAGAGGAGCCCACCAAUCAAACCACUGCUUGGAAUGAAUCCAUUUCAGAAGAAUCCCAAGCAUGCGUCAGUCUUGGCAGAAAGUGGGAUCAGCUAUGACAAGCCCCUGCCCCCCAUUCAGGUGGCAUCUCAGCGUGCUGAAAGGAUUGCCAAGGAGAAAAAGGCCCUUGCAGAACAACAGAAGGCCCAGCAAUUGGCCCAGCAGCAAGCUGGAGCUCCCCAGGCCGGGGCGACACCUGGUCAAGCCCAAACUCCUGCUGCUGGCCAAGCUCAAGUCCCUCAGGCAGCUGCAGUAACUGGAGCUGCUACAGUGCCUAAUGCAGCAGUACUAGCUGGAGCCAUAAAGAACGCCACCGUUGGCACAACCUUACAGGCUGCCACAGUAGGGGGGAAUGUGAUUGUGAACACAGUCUCUGGAGUUCCUCCAAGUCCCUUCCAGGCCAACAAACGCUUGGCAUCUCCAGUUAUACCAGGCACCCUCUCUCCUGCAGGCACAGCUGGAGCCCAGGUGGUCCACGCACAACAGAGGGCUGUUACAGCUGUUACAGCUGCUGCUGCCCCUGCUGAAGUGGUCACUAUAGGUCAGGGUGUUAGAGCUGUGACCCCAGUGACUGCAUCUGCAGUAGUUUCUACUACUCUUAGCCCAGUGCAGCCACAAACCCGCCCACUGGGCCCUCAGGUUACAUCAGCUACUGGUAUUCAGUUGCCACAGAAGCCUCUCAACCAGGCACACCUGCAGAUGCUGCGUCAACAGCAGCUGCAGCUGCAGCAGCAGCAGACUGCUUCCCCACAGAUAAAAGCUGUUGGCAAACCUCAGGAGAUGUUAAAGAUGCCGAAACAUAAGUUGCAGCAGCAGCAGGUAGCUGCUGCAGUGGCAGCCGCAGCAGCCCAGGGCCAACAGGCUUCAGGGACCCAGCAGACCGUCCAGGUACAGCCUGCACAGGCCGCACAAGCCAGUCCCCAGCUAGCAGCUGUGGCAGCACCCAGACCCGGAACCGUACUGACUGGCACUUCUGUAAACACCCUGCAGGUGACCAGAGUGGCUCGAGUGUCCACUCAGGGCCAGAUUCAGGCCCAAGCAGGACAGACUGCUCAGGUGACCCUCACUAAGCCCCCUGUGGUGUCAGCUGUGGUCUCAUCAACUGGAGUCACUCCUCUGCCAGUAACAGGCAUCAGUAUGGCCAUUGGUCAACCCCAGAAAGCAGGUGGUCCCGGGCUGCCACAGACCUUCCCCCAGAUGCAGGUCCAGCAGCUGCUUCAGAUGAAGAAGCAUCAGCAGACUGCAGCUCAGCAGAAAGCAGGACAGCCACAGCAAGGACAGGCCACUGUCCAGCAGAAGAUUGGCACCCAGCAGGUGACCGUACAGGCGGCACAGUCAGCACAGCAGCAGCAGAAAGUGACCUAUGCUGCCACCACCCAACUUCAACCUGGAAUCAAAACCCAGUUCUUCACUACUUCCAUUGCUCAGACCCAAAAGUCCACUGGAGCACAACAAAUCCAGGUGGCUAAGCUCCCACAAAUAGUGCAGCAGCAGCCAGCAGUGGCCAAUAUUCAGCAGAUUGUGUCUUCUCCUCAGCAGAUCCAGGCUCAGCCUCAGACUGUAACUCUGACCCAAGCAGCCACUUCAGCUCCUACUCAGGUGCAGAUGAUUCCUGUAGGCACCGCGACCGCCCAGGUGGUCCAGCAGAAGAUCAUCCAACAGCAGGUGGUGACAGCUACUGUCUCGCCCCAGAUCCAGACACCACCUCCACACAGCCCCGCUCAGCAGUCUGCUGCACAGUCUGCUGCAGAGUCCCCAGUACAGCAACCCACCCAGCCCCAACAGCCCACUAAGAGUCAAGCUCGCCAAGGGGGAAUCAGGGCCAAAACUCCUGCCAAGCCCAGUGGGGGGAGCAGCUAGGAAUUUAUUCUAAUGAAACUACAUCCAAGUGUUCCCCUGUAGUAUGUACAUAUAGUGCAGAUAUCUGGCCACAUUUUUAAAAACACCAAACCUCUUCCCCACCCAGUUGUGAUCCAGUAUGCAGCAUAAUUUUAGCGCUAAUAACUAAACUGUACUGGCAGAUCAGUCAGGAUCUGUCAGUAUUUUUGGUGAACACCAUAACUAUGUCAUGCUGAAUCAACAUUUUUCUGUCCCCCAUUAGAUUCAGAUGUCAGUCGUUUCUUAAAAAAUUAUAACUUCAUUAUCUAGCCACACAGCUACUGCCCAGUCUAUCACACACAUCACUCACAAACGUCUUAUAAUCACAUGACUAUAAGACUUAGACACUGAGGCUGAGGAGAGUCAUUCUGCAUUAGGGAAUGAGCUCUCCAUUAGAUUAUAAGUGUAUUCAUAAUUAGUCUCUUUUAUGUCUGAUUCAUCUAGAUAAAUUAAUGGAAAAUGAUGCACGUUUCUUUAGUCAUUUGUAUUUUUAUUUACGUAAAAACACUGUAAACAUGUACUUUAGUACUUUGUGUUUGCUCAGUCUUUUUUUUUUUUUAAUUGAUGUUAAAGGAGAAAAAAUGUAAAUAUCAACAAAAACAUUUGUACUUGUAAAGUAGUUGUGUUUUCAUUGGAUUUUUCUGCCUAAUUGUAAUAAAGUGUUUUGUUUUUAUACACAAAUUCAUCUUUUCCUUUCAUUAAAAUG